Drosophila persimilis is the source of this 1193-nucleotide messenger RNA. Its product is annotated as dentin sialophosphoprotein. Gene Ontology annotation, molecular function: chitin binding. The record is from RefSeq and is a predicted model, not a curated record. Gene Ontology annotation, cellular component: extracellular region. Lineage: Eukaryota; Metazoa; Arthropoda; Insecta; Diptera; Drosophilidae. Bases 44 to 1027 code for a protein of 327 amino acids. The transcript has a single exon.
ACCUAAACGAAACCGAAACCAAAACACACGCAGCCUGCUCGAAAUGUUGAAGCUUCCGAUGCUCCUGGGCACCACCGUGGUGGUGGCCCUUCUCCUGGUCUCCGGCGGCGCCCAGGCCGAGGCCUCCCUGUGCAGCCAGAGCGGGUACUUCGCACUUGUGGAUAACACGCCCGAGUUCUAUGCCUGCCGCGCGUCUCCUGCCGGCGGCUUCUCUCUGCAAAUAAUGCGCUGCUCGGCCGGCAGCGUCUUCAGCUCCAAGGCUGGCCACUGCACAGAAGUGGCAGACCUGUCACUAAUGGCACGCGAUGAUGGCAACAUCGAGAAUCCGACGAUUCCUCCCAGCAAUGUGGAUGAUAGUUCCUCGCAGAAGCCGGCUGAGGUAACCACUCCUACGCCUGUCCCUACCGCCGCACCCUUUACUGACAACCCAGAGGACACCUCUGGUGCACCGAUCAGUACUGAUGAUGUCUCUACCGAUGAUCCUUCGACUGAUGAACCAUCCACUGAUGAACCCUCUUCAGAUACCACAGAGAAGCCGGCUGAUGUGACCACUGAUUCGGCGAUCUCUACCGAAGAUCCUUCUUCAGAGAGCACGGAGAAGCCGGCAGAGGGAACCACUGGGUCGUCAAUCGGUACCGAUGAUCCCUCUACCGAUGAUCCUUCGACUGACGACGCAUCCACCGAUGAGCCCUCUUCAGAUACCACGGACUCCACCGACUCCACCGACUCCAGCGACUCCACCGACUCCAGCGACUCCACCGACUCCAGCGACUCCACCGACUCCAGCGACUCCACCGACUCCAGCGACUCCAGCGACUCCACCGAUGAUGGGUCCACCACUGCCGCCACCCCCAUACUCGAUUGUCCCACAACAGGCUUCUUCCCCAUGGAUGAAAACUGCGGCGAGUUCAUCAUUUGCUUCCAAAAUGGCAAUCGUCUAGAGGCCGCCCGCUUCAAGUGUCCCGAGGGUAUGCAGUUCAAUCCCGAACUUUCCUUCUGCGUCGCCGAUUACGACUGCACCGCCUAGAGAGAUAGAUAGAAAGAGAGGAAAGAGCAAGAGCUAGUGGAAGGGAGGGAGGGAACUGACGAGAGAGAGAGAGAGAGAGAGAGAGAAUAGCAGAAAGAAAGAAUGCAAUAAAACUAUCCACGAAGCUCGAUUAUAAACCCAACCUGUAUUUAAUAUAUUUUUUCUG